Molecule: messenger RNA, 2376 nt
Organism: Candoia aspera
Lineage: Eukaryota; Metazoa; Chordata; Lepidosauria; Squamata; Candoiidae
Gene: CDHR5
Product: cadherin related family member 5
Exons: 15
Coding region: 110-2344 (744 amino acids)
Biological process (GO): homophilic cell-cell adhesion
Cellular component (GO): plasma membrane
Molecular function (GO): calcium ion binding
Source: RefSeq, a predicted model, not a curated record
ACCUUAUUUCCUCAUAGAACAGUGAAAGGAAGAUGAGUUGUGACAACCCAUGAAGAAAAGUAGAUGGACUGUUUCCCCCUAAUUCUUGGAUUUGCCUCUCAUCCGCUUGAUGGCUUUUCUCAACCCCCUUUGUUCUUUUGUGCUCUUCCUCUUGGUAUCAGUAACACAUGUUCAGACACAGAAUGCAGAGUGUUCGGUAGACAACAGGUUUGUUGAAAUAAAGGAGAACAACCAUCCAGGGUUGGUGAUUACUAACAUUAAUGCUGAUCCUGGCAUUACCGUCACAAUUAAACCUUCUACAGCAGCAGGCUCUCCUACUUCUGAAUGGUUUGAAAUAAAGGGCUCGCAACUCAUCCUGAAUGAGCGUGUGGAUUUUGAGAGUAUAUCAGUGAUUCAGCUGGAUCUGAUAUGCUGGAAAGGGAAUGAGGAAGUAAAAAAGUUACUUGUUAUUAUAACGAUUGGAAAUGAGAAUGAUAAUGCUCCAGUGUUCAAGGAAACUAACAUCACUGUUGAUGUUGCUGAGGAUACAAAAGUGAACACAAUCGUCGUACCCCUGGCGAACGUAACUGCUACUGAUGUUGACCUUGAUGUACUGUUCUACCGCCUUAAAGGAAGCCCACCAGAGGCAAUGGAUUAUUUCAAUAUACAAGGAAUUAACAACCCACAAAUUUACUUGCGUAAAGCCCUGAAUUAUGAAGCCAUUAAUUUUAUGGAGUUUACUUUAAGUGCCAUGGAUGGGAGCGCUGGUGCAGCAGGGACACACACAGCCACAGCCACAAUAUCCAUACGGGUUGUAGAGUCUGACCUCAGACCUCCCUGGUUUCAGCCAUGUACUGCCUUAGGAGGCCGCAUAGUGUGUAUCAGCCUUGGCUACACUAGCAAAGUCAAUCUCUCAGAAUAUGUGAGUGGGCCACUGAUCUUGGAGCCAGGACCCCUGUAUGCUAUUGAUGGAGAAAGAAGUUUGAAUGAAAAAGUAGUAUAUGAAAUUGCUGCUGGAAAUGAUAAUGACACAUUCUUAAUAAACAGAGAUUCUGGAAACAUCACCAUGAACAAGUCUGCAAACACUCUGAAAACAUUCACGUUGUAUAUUGUGGCUUCCCAAGACAACAAUCCAUUCAGAUAUUCUCAGACAACAGUGAAAAUUGAUGUUGUACGGAAAAAUGAUAAUCAUCCCUACUUUGAGAAAACCUUUUACACAGGAAGAGUGUCUGUGGACCAGCCUGCAAAGACUCUGAUCAUGAAAACAAACACAUCCUCAGAACCCCUGCAGAUCUUUGCAGCAGAUGAUGACUUCUUGCCAGAUAAAAUCAACCCAGAUAUCAAAUACAGAAUACAAAACAGUUCAGAUUUCAGAGUCACUGCAGACGGAUUUAUCCAAACCACUGUAGUUCUGAAUGUAUCAUCUCAUAUUACCCUUUCGGCAAUUGCUACUGACACCAAUACUCUGGAAGAAGCAAGCACACUGAUCUCAGUUGAUGUCGCACCUUUGGCAAGUAUGUUGGGAAUGCUCUCUUCAUGUCUUAUAUGGUCAAAUUCCCCUGCAACAAGCUGGACUACCAUAUCAUAUGUAACUUCAAAGGCAGCUUUUAUAUCAUCUAAAAAGCCUAGUACCCAAGGUAAAGUAACUCCAUCAGUAAACGAAUCUCAUAAAACAGUGGAACCUAGCAAUCCUCCAAUGUCUUCUACAACUAGUCCAGAAGGUCCCUACAGUGUAGAAGACAUGGCUGCUCUGGGAGCCACACUGGGGAGCUUACUCGCAAUUGCACUAGCCUUGCUUGCAUUGAUGUCCUGCAAGUAUUACAAAUUAAAAAAAGAACUUGAAAAAGACAGUCUGAAAAUUACAGAAGACUUUUCCAAUGCCAACUUCCAGGAUGAUGAGACAUCUAACUCAGGUGGAAAAGAUGAUCAAUCACCAGCAAGCAUUAUGUCCAAGAGUUAUGCAGAGGAGAAGGAACCAGAAGGCAAUCAAACCCAGACAGCUCCUGAAACAAUCCAAGAAGAAGAAACUGUGGAUAGAGACAGUGAAAAGGAAGUAAGAUCCAUCCUCACAAAAGAAAGGAAAAUGGAAGAUGAUGGCUACAAGGCAGUGUGGUUUAGAGAAGAUGUUGUUCCAGAAGCUAAGAGUGAUAUAGUGAUGAUUGAAGAUGACAGUGACCUAGAACAGAGCAGGACUGGGUCUGAGAAUGAUAGUACUGCUGUUGAGGAUGAUUUCAGUGAUGAUACUGAUAGCGGCAGAGGUGACAGCGACAUAAAUGUGAGUCCAGGAAGAGCGCAGCUCCUCAACACUAAUCCUUCUGCCAGCCAGUCUCUUGAAGAAGCAGAAGAAAAUGAUGAUGCUUUGUAAAACCAACCAAAUAAAGUGGCUUUUCAAAGAUA